ACACACACACACACCAUAGCACGCACGCACACACACACACACGCACACACACUCAAGGCUUUUGCUUUAACAUGACUACUAGGGCCACGAUCAAAACAAGCCAUGCAUUUCCAUGCAAAACGUGCUUCGCGUGCGGCGCGUUUUGCACCGUCUAGAUGGCUCGGUGAAAGCAAGCGAGGCAAAGACUUGUUAUUUUCUAUCGCCAAUGAACUAAUCUCGAUACAUUUCUGUUUCUUUCUUUCUUUCUUUUUUGGGCAAGAGUAAAGCGCGAUACUAGAGUAGAAAUGAAAGCCGAGUCCGGGCCUAACGUUGUUAGUAGUGCCGCUUUCUGCAGAUCCGGCUUUCACAAAUCGCCAAAAAGUGACUUCUCGCCUGCCCCUGUGAACGGAUACCGGAUGGUUUUGUCUUGACCGAGCCGUAAAUGGACGAAGCCAUGCCAACAUGAAUCAGUCGUAUAAAGUGGGCGCCAAGGAUGGCUCGGAAUGUCGCCCGGGCCCACAGUGUCCGCAGGUCACUUCCUGCGGGCUCCAGCACGGCGCUAAGCACUCGUCCUCCUUUGGAUUCAGCCAAAGGGAAUCAUCCUCCAGCUACAGUCCACUCAGGAGGUUGCAGGACCUGACGGCUAUGGUGAGCAGGCCAAAUAUGAACGUACAGGAAUGGGACCACGGGCGAGCUAAGGCGCACGUGCACAGCUCAGAGUUUGGCCUCAGCCUUGUCCACACGGCCCAAACCUUCAGUCGUGGUACUGACGAUGGCGUAUUUCGAAACAUCCAGAAUCUGGACAAGAACGGCUUUUCCCCCGUGAGCUCGGACAGCCUGGAGCACAUCUCCCCGACCCCCAACGGAUUCCUGCAUUUUGAGUCCAGCCUCUUUGACAGUGGGGACAGUAAGGAUGACCACGAGGAAGAGGAGCGCGUGGCACCGCUCAAACCUUCAGCCAAAAACUGCCAGAAAAGGGACUCUGCCAAUGCAAAGAGCUUCUGUGAUUCAGGGCUUAACCUGAGCUUGAACAGACAUAGACGUUUUGACCCAGUUUCUAAAAGUACUCCACAGCCAGCACCGGACGACCCUUCUUCUAGUCCUCCUCAUCUGCCCGUUGAAGUCAUGCUAAGGGACUUUGACAGCUCGGACGGCUACUCCGACAGCGAUUGUGACCUCCCGAGCACGGAGAACUGUGCAUCGAUGUUCAGUGUAGGCCUUUCUCAUCGGCCAAGCUCACCUAGCAGCACCUACUCAGAUCCUUCCGACAGCCCAAAGAAGAAACCUCUUCCAGAAGUGAAGUUUACCGUGGGUGAUGUGGUGUGGGCCAAGUUUAACCGCAGGCCUUGGUGGCCCUGUCGCAUCUCCAUAGACCCCCUGAGUGAGAGCCACACCAGGAUGAAAGAGCCCAGCAGCAGGCCGUGUCGAAUGUAUUUCGUCAGGACGUUUGGGGAGAUCGUGGACCACGCAUGGGUUUCUGGGCAAUCCACGUUUGCUUUUGAAGGAGGUCAGCAGUUUGAGAAACUUCCUAUGGUCAAGCGACGAGGCAGACAGAAAGACAAGGGUUAUAUGGUUCCAAAGCACUUGAUGCCUCUGUGGAAAGCCAGUGUGCUGGAUGCAGAAGCAGCUCUGCCAGAGUAUCUCAGGAGUAAACUACAACUUUCCUCAGUCAGAGGGAUUCACUCUCCCGUUACAGAGGAGAGGACGUGCACCUCUCCGACCUUCUCCGACCUCCACCAGUCCUCCCAGAGUCCAGUUUUCUCCAACGGACACAACCUCCCACUCGUAGGUUCACCCAAAACUACAGAGAGAAGCAAAAAGAAAUCACCUGCUAAAAGGAAAAAGAGCUCGCUGCUGAAAAGUCCUGUUAAAAUCAAAGACGAAUCGUUCUCCAAGCUGAUGUCAAGCCCCACACUGGACAUUUCGAAACCUCCUGCUGCUCCCGCAAAUGAGCCGGCGUCUGACUCCAGGGAUUGCCCUUACUCGGACAUCGAUUCGGUUCCCAGGAUACUGUGCCCCAAACGCUCAGAAGAGCAGCUCGUGGGGUUGGAUAAAGAACUCUGCGCUGAACCAAAGGCAGAACGUGCGAGUAAAAAACCCAGAAAAGUCCGCAAGACAGAGAAAGAAACGGCGGCUUUGACGAAGCACAAGCCGAACAACAAAUCUACAAUCAAAAACAAAAGGUGCACCACUUCAAACGGCAGGAGCUUGGGCAGCACUUCUCAAGGAUUAUCAGACGGCACCUUCGAGAUGCACUCUUUGAACUUGCCGGCGAGUUGCGGCCUCCUGACCCGUGCCCUCGCCAACUAUGAGAAUUCCAAAGAGAAGGAUGAUUUUGACUCCAGCCACGAUUCCAGAUCGUCAUCUCCGGCUCUGUCUGACGAGCACCACUCGUUUUCUCCCUUUCUGGAUGUAUCCGAGCGCACAGAGCACCAAUGGCAGGUGAAAACAGAACCCAUAGCCGAUCCGACACACCCGACCUCUCAGUGCUCCCCGAACCCGACAUUGCUCAAGUUAACAAGAAUCCGGCCCAGCAAGGAGCCCAUUCACAACGGGUCUCGGAUCAAAGGUAAAGAUUCCACCAUCAGGUCUGCGGAAUUGCCAGUCGCUGGUUUAAAAAUCAAGAAAGAAUCAAGCAUUUCUUGCUCAUCCUCUUCCUCUGUUUCAUCCCCAUCACCUUCACCCAUGGAGGUUUUCCGAGAACCUAAAGACCUCUCUUUACACACUCCAGUGAAAGAAGAGUGUAGCUCAGACGAUCACAACUCCAAGUACAAAUUCACCACCUUCCUUAUGCAGUUGAAGGAUUUGCAUGACACCCGAGAAAAAGAGGGAAGGCCGCUGACGCUGCCUCCUACCUCUCCGUCUGCCCUUAUUAAAGAAGAACCCUCACUCCUCCCCUCACAGCCCCACCCUGAACCCACAACCCUAGACACGCUUCAUAAAAACGACGGUCAGACUCUUUGGGUACAGAACGGGCCGCAGGGGAAAGCCGCAAGCAGCCUGAAGCCAAACAAAUCUAAACCGAAGUCCGCAGGAAAAAAGGAGGCUCAAAAACAUGAUGUUGUGAACAGUUUGCUUCCUCUGGUUUCAGAACUUAAGAAACAAAACACGCUAGAUGUGGUUGCGGCAAGAGCAGCGCCGACCGAGAAGCUUUCAAAGUCCAGUUCAGAGUCUGGCCUUGAGAGCACUGGGAAGGGUGUGAUGUCAGCGGUGGCACCGAAGAAGCGCUGGCAGACGUUCGAUGCUGAGACCCAGCAUAGGGCAACGCCAAAGAGUGAUCAGAGCAGCGUGAUUGAGCAGGACAGGGUCAUACCUCCUGCUAGACUCAAUGGAGUAUUCGAAGAGAGCCACCAAAGCCCUCCGGUCAAUGCUACAGAUAGAAAGGACAGCUCUGAGAACAAAAGACUUCGGAAGCCAAGCAAGAGGCUUCUCGAGUGGAGCGAGGAGUAUGAGCAAAUCUUUACUUCCAAGAAGAAAACGCAGAAACCCCCCGAGUCGUACAGAACGGCGUCUUCAUUUAUUAACACUAAUGUCGGCGAGCAGACCUCGAAACCUCCAGUGGCUGACGGUUUGAGCUCAGCAGCAGGUCAGCUGUCUAAGGCUUGGAUACCGAAACCAUCGCAGCACGAAAGGCAGCUUUCUCUAGAUGAAGCAGAUAACAUUCUUUCUUCACCGCCUUUAUCAACACCCCACAAACCUCCUGCGGUACAGGCAGAGGCGGCCGAAAAGAAAACAGCAUCUUCAGAAAGAAAAAGGCCACAGAAGAUCACAAGUAAAGUCCUGGACUCGGCUUGUGAGGACGAGAUUCUCAGGAUCCCAAAGAAGAAGGAGUCUAAGCUACAGGGUCAUUGGUCAGAGGAAGCAGUGGUCAAAGAUGUUCAGGAAAACGAAGUGCCUGGAACCACUCUGUCCAGCCCUCCUCCUAAAUCAGGUACAACACCCCGACCGGGUGACGCACAGACGCCCUUAAAGCCGUCUGCAACGUCCAGCGUCUUCCAGAGCCACACGCCAGGAGAGAGCCGCAGUCCAGCUGAGUCCAAAACUGUCGAGAGGAAACCACGUGACAUCUCCGGACCUUUACAAACACAGGUGUUUGCUCCAGCACUGAAUGAGAGCGUGGUCCAGCCCAGAGACCCAUUAACUCCUGAUACAGGUCUGUCUAACAUUAAGAAGGUAUCAGAGAAAGGAGGAGGCGCCUCACUGAAGGAGAACGUGUGUCAGGUGUGUGAGCAGACAGGUGAGCUGCUGCUGUGUGAGGGACAGUGCUGUGGAGCUUUUCAUUUACAGUGUAUCGGCCUCAGCGAGACUCCAAGAGGACGCUUCAUCUGUCAGGAGUGCACUGCAGGUGUGCACACCUGCUUUGUGUGUAAGCAGCCAGGCGAAGACGUCCGCCGCUGUAUGAUCCCAGUGUGUGGGAAAUUCUACCACAUGGACUGUAUAAUGAAAUUCGCUCCCACGGUCCAACAGAACCGAGGCUUCCGCUGCUCUCUGCACGUCUGUCUGUCCUGCUAUAUCACCAACCCUACAAACCCCUCCAGCUCCAAGGGUCGCCUGACCCGCUGUGUGCGCUGUCCUGUGGCGUACCAUGCAAAUGACUACUGUAUGGCAGCCGGCAGUGUUCCUCUGGCCAACAACAGCUUCCUGUGUCCCAACCAUUUCACCCCCCGCAAAGGCUGCAAGAACCACGAGCACAUCAACGUCAGCUGGUGCUUCGUCUGCUCUGAAGGGGGCAGUCUGCUGUGCUGCGAGUCCUGUCCUGCUGCCUUCCAUCGCGAGUGUCUGAACAUCGAAAUGCCCAAAGACAACUGGUACUGCAACGACUGUCGCGCAGGCAAGAAGCCCCACUACAAAGACAUCCUGUGGGUGAAAGUGGGCCGCUACAGGUGGUGGCCUGCAGAGGUGACCCAACCCAAGAACGUCCCCGAGAAAGUCUUACGCAUGAAGCACGAGGUAGGCGAGUUCCCUGUACACUUUUUUGGCUCCAAGGACUAUGUGUGGACUUACCAAGCCCGCUGCUUUCCCUAUAUGGAGGGUGACGCCCACAACAAGGAGAAAAUGGGCAAAGGCACGGACGCUGUCUAUAAGAAAGCUUUAAACGAGGCUGCCGAGCGAUUCAGAGAGCUCCAGGCGGAGAAAGAGAUGAGACAGCUUCAGGAAGAUAGGAAGAACGACAAGAAACCCCCACCAUACAAACACAUUAAGAUCAACCGACCGGUAGGGAGGGUGCAGAUCGUGACCGCGGACCUGUCGGAGAUCCCGCGCUGUAACUGCAAGGCCACGGACGAGAACCCGUGCGGCAUGGACUCGGAGUGUAUCAACCGCAUGCUGAUGUACGAGUGCCACCCGCAGGUCUGUGCGGCAGGAGAGAGGUGCCAGAACCAGUGCUUUACCAAGCGCGAGUACACUCCGGUGGAGAUCUUCAGGACGUUGUCGCGCGGCUGGGGGCUCCGUAGCAUCCACGAUAUCAGGAAGGGUGCGUUUGUGAGCGAGUACGUGGGCGAGGUGAUCGACGAGGAGGAGUGUCGAGCCAGGAUCAGACACGCUCAGGAGAACGACAUCAGCAACUUCUACAUGCUCACGCUGGAUAAGGAUCGCAUCAUUGACGCAGGGCCGAAGGGAAACCAGGCACGCUUCAUGAACCACUGCUGCCAGCCCAACUGUGAGACUCAGAAGUGGACAGUGAACGGGGACACGCGAGUCGGCCUCUUCGCCCUCGUCGACAUUCCUGCAGGCAUCGAGCUCACCUUCAACUAUAACCUGGAGUGUCUGGGUAAUGGCAAGACGGUGUGUAAAUGUGGCGCGUCGAACUGCAGCGGCUUCCUGGGCGUGAGACCGAAGAAUCAGCCCCCGUCUGAGGACAAGGCCCGCAAAGGGAAGAAGAAAAUGUCUGCAAAGAGGAAGAGCCAGCUGCAGGUGGUGAAGGAGCGCGAGGACGAGUGUUUCUACUGCGGAGACGGCGGGCAAAUCAUCUCCUGUAAGAAGCCCGGCUGCCCCAAAGUUUACCACGCAGACUGUCUGAACCUGUCCAAGAGACCUGCAGGUCGCUGGGAGUGUCCGUGGCAUCAGUGUAACAAGUGUGGCAAGGAGGCGGCGUCGUUCUGCGAGAUGUGCCCCAACUCAUACUGCAAGCAGCACCGUGACGGCAUGCUGUUCAUCUCCAAGCUGGACGGCAAGCUCUCGUGCAGCGAGCACGACCCGUGUGGCCCCGACCCACUGGAACCCGGAGAGAUUCGCGAAUACAUCCCGGGAAUGCCCAUGUUAUCCCCGCCGCCCAGUACAGCCAAAUGCAAGUUAACUCCGCCCACCACCAAGCUCUACGCCCCUCCCACCCGUGGGAGAAGGUCCUACGGCAGCCAACGAAUGCCCUUUGAGGAGGAGGUAGUCUUGGAAGAGGACCUGCUUCCCGCCACGUCUCGGUCUAAAGAGGCAAAAGACGAUGUCAUGGCCGAGGUCGAGGACGGAGAGGUGGUGGAAGGGAUGAUCGGGGGCGAGGAGGUAGGACUGGAGGUCAUCGGAGACGAAGAUGAGGAGGUGGACUACGAGGAAUUCGAGGACGAGGAUGAAGAGGAGGAAUUCGAAAGGGAGUCAGACGAGGACGAUUGGUUUGAAGACAGAUUCACCGACAAAGACUUUGACGCUGAAGGUUUAGGGGAUGAGUCAUAUAGUGGGAAGUGAGCAAUUUGUGUUUACUGUCCAUUCAUCUAUCUAUCCAUCCAUCCUUUCAUUCUUCUUUACAUCAGUCACGCACUGGCUCGCUAGACGGCGUGGGCUGUCGGGCAGCGAGAUCGGCCAAUUCUCGGUUAGUUACACUUUGUAGCCUGUAGGAACGAAGCAGGGAAUCUGAUCUGGGAUCAGUGCUCUUAUCUGGAGAUCAGCUAAUGCGCGCUCAGCUGGAUGCAAAGCCACUCUUUUCGACUCUGACGGACCCGGGCAACGUGCUGAGCUUGAGACAGACCGAGUCAGCUUGCCUUCUUUACCCAAGUCCACUUGGGACUGGAAAAAAUUAAGUGGUGCUUUGGACCUUUGGCUGUUCAGUCAGACGUCCAGUAUCGGGUGUAAAGUUACUGUCUGGUGCUUCUUUGUGUUUCUUUUUCGUUUUGUCAUCUCCACCUACUGUUUACAUUUUUAUCUUUAGGCGAACCACGGACGGGGUCGGAUACGAGACAUCUGAUAUCCUCUUCAUAAUGACACUGUGUCUUGGAGAAGGCAUGAAUUGGGAAAGAAAUGGACUUUUAAAUGGUUGACACUGGUUCUGAUGAUGUAGAUCGGGGUUUAUUAGUUAACACAGUGCUCCAGUUAACACACACACCUACACAGAAAUCUGUUUCACAUUUAAAAAGCUUUCUCAGUUCUUCCACAAAAGACAGAUCCUGUGAAAGUGAGCCAGUGGCUAUUUAAAGAUAACAGGAAGUGUUUUAGACAUAAUUCUUGUCCAUUGCAGCUUGACAGAUUUUGGUAGUCCAGAUCCCACCUGUGUCCAAUCCUGGUCAAGUCGACGCUCGGUGUUUCUCCUGCAGCCACAUGGGCGAAAUUCGGAUAAGACUGACGAGCCGUGAUGUCAGUGAUGCACUUUUGGAUACUGACCAUGCUUUGGUGUGUAAUUAGUAAGCUGGUCCUCUGUGUCCCAUUCACAAUUUGGUGACAUUAAACUGAAUUAGAAAAAAAAAAAAAAGCAUUUGGCAAUCACAAGCCCUAACAGCGUGGAUAAAAAAAUAAAUGCGAGCAAGAGUACAGUAACAGUUUAAAUGCACUAAAAAGGAGUAUAAGUGGUUUCAUUAGCCGUGACAAGUCAUGAAUUUUAAAUCAGUUUUUUUACUCAGUAGACAGCUGGACAGUAAAGACCUGCCUCUUGCGGCAGAGACGAAACGAAAGCAAAAACCAAGCGAAAUGACCACAGCUAUAGUUUUACUUUGAGAUUUAUCACAACAUUCCAGGCAGCUGGUGUGAUUUCUGAGCUGCACUUUUACAAGACAGAGCCUCCAGGAUCGCCCACGUGAACGUUGAACCCAGCGAUAUUGUAAUUUUUCAAGAUGGCCACAGAUUUGAACCGUCGUCACAUGUCCAGAAUCGCAUCACAAGAAUCCUGUGCUUGUGAUUUCACCAAUUCAUGUAAUUUUAGGCAGAAAAUAAAAAAAAAAACAAAGCAUAUAAAACUCCACAAAUUGCAAAUUUUGAAGAAAAAAAAAUCAAGAAUUUUUGAUCACAUCAAUCGCAAAAAACUCUGAAACUGAAAUCCUGGUAGGACCGGUUUAUCCGAGCGGCUGGGUCUUCGUGAAAGCAGGUUGGCGGACAGACUUGUAACCGAAAUACUACUCUUCAUUUCUACAGUUCAGUACAGAUCUUUUUCGUUUGGUUCGUCUGUUUGUUUAGUUAAAAAUAAAAAUACUAGUAUGCUCGUGACCUCGAAAUCUUUCCGGGAGCCUGCAGUGAAAACUUUUUAAAAAAAAUAUUCUUGUUUUUUGAGAGAGUUUUGCGGAAAUAUAAUCCCAACAAACUCCAGUCAUGAACCUUAUAGCCACACGUUAAAAAUAAAAAUUAAAAAAUUGGUGAGUUGAGAAUGAAAUUGUCUUAUUAAAACAUUUUUCUUCUUUAAGGUACUCUCGUGCUUCCUCCUCUGCAGGAUAUGCUCUUUACUUACACUGUGGACUUUUUAUUUUCUUUUUCAGAAGACUGUUGGAUCCAAAAACACACCAUGGAAAAACAAAACCCAACUGGCUCACUUUAUUUGUGAAGGUUUUCACACUGGUGCUUUGUUUAUAUUGUUUCCUCACUUUGACAGACUAUUCUUCCAUUGCCUCGUCAUCUGUUCUGUCACAUGAUCUCUGUAACAGUCCCGGCAUGGUUCUGGUGUUCGGAUGUCUUAUUGUGAGAUUAGACAGUAAUGUAUCCUUCAGUAGGUGCUUAAAACAGAGCAGGAAUGAAAUCCUGUAAUCCAGAUUGCUGACUGCUAACAGAAUGAAAGAACUAGCAGCAGUUAGCAUUUGAGCCACUGGUUUCAACCUUAGCGCUAGUCUCGUCGGAUAUCCCGACAAACUUUGACCCCUGGUGUAGUAACACACCCACUAGACGAUCGCAGGUUUGUGCCUGGUUUCAUUUUAGCGUCGUAGAUCGGAUACGUGAUUUUAUUUUCCAUUCAAACACGUUACAGGACGUUCCAUCCAACUAGAGACUGCUGUUCCAAAUGAAGGACACUUUAAUUUCUUUUUUGUUUGUUUUUUAAACGAAUUGUUAUUCGAACAAUGUUUUCAGCCUCACAAUCAUUUCUCUUUUGAUAUCCACUGAAUGUUAAAGUUUCCUGCCCCACUUGUUUUUGUUCUUUUUUUUUUUGUUGUAAUCUUUGCAGCAGCCAUCUUUCUUCUCAAACAAAGAAAAGAAAAGGAAAAAAAAGAAGCAUGUUUGCUUUCAUUUAGUCUCUUCUUAUUUAUGGACUUUGUAGAAUCAGUUCUCACUGUUUUACACUUUUGUUGUACAUUUCUAUGUGUGUAUGUGAGUGUGAGCGUGUGUGUGUGUGUGUGUGUGUGUGUGUGUGUGUUUUUGUACGGUGUCUUAGCCGCCGAAUCCGAGUGUGCUUUGGUGCUGCGAAGAAGAAGAAGAAGACGAAACACACACUGGGUUGGUCUGGGGGAAAGUGGGGCAAAGUCAUUGCUGCCAUGUUAGAAGCCUCUUCAACUGUACUGUACUCCUUUCUGUAUAUGAAAAUAUUAUAAGUAAAGUUUUACAGUAGAGA
Hemibagrus wyckioides is the source of this 9706-nucleotide messenger RNA. RefSeq names its product nuclear receptor binding SET domain protein 1a (gene nsd1a). The record is from RefSeq and is a predicted model, not a curated record. Gene Ontology annotation, cellular component: nucleus; chromatin. The transcript has 24 exons. NCBI's taxonomy places the organism in Eukaryota, Metazoa, Chordata, Actinopteri, Siluriformes, Bagridae. Gene Ontology annotation, biological process: regulation of DNA-templated transcription. The coding region runs from base 442 to 6654 and encodes 2070 amino acids. Gene Ontology annotation, molecular function: histone H3K36 methyltransferase activity; protein binding.